GCCCACUCUAACUCUCACUCGAUAUUCAAGUAAUUCGAAUUUAGCCGAUCUGAGCGAGGGUUAUAUCACCGAAUCGCCAUCAAUGAGGAAGUGGACGAUCCCUUCCGUGCUUUUUCUGUUAUGUCUGCUGUUUCUUCUUCCAGAUCAAGGUAGGAAAAUACAGGCAAAUGCGGAGGAGAAUUCCGAUGCGCCUGUAGAUCCGCCUAAGGUGGAAGAGAAGAUCGCCGGCGUUUCACACGGACUGUCUACGGAUUCUGAUGUCGUCCAGAGAGAAGCUGAGUCGAUGUCGAGGAAAUCGCUCCGUGCGAAUGCGGAGAAGUUCGAGUUCCAGGCCGAGGUGUCACGGCUGAUGGACAUUAUUAUCAACUCGCUUUACAGCAAUAAGGAUAUUUUCUUGAGGGAGUUGAUUUCCAAUGCGUCUGAUGCGCUGGACAAGAUUAGGUUCCUCUCACUCACUGACAAAGAAGUUUUGGGUGAAGGUGACAAUACAAAGCUCGAAAUUCAGAUCAAAUUGGAUAAGGAAAAGAAGAUACUUUCUAUCCGUGAUAGAGGUAUUGGAAUGACAAAGGAGGAUUUGAUCAAGAAUUUGGGAACCAUUGCUAAGUCUGGCACGUCAGCAUUUGUUGAAAAAAUGCAGACAAGUGGUGAUCUGAACCUUAUUGGGCAGUUUGGUGUUGGAUUUUACUCGGUAUAUCUUGUGGCAGACUACGUUGAAGUAAUCAGCAAACAUAAUGAUGAUAAACAGUAUGUAUGGGAGUCGAAGGCUGAUGGAGCUUUUGCCAUUUCAGAAGAUAACUGGAAUGAGCCACUUGGCAGGGGAACUGAAAUUAGGUUACAUCUCAGAGAUGAAGCUCAGGAAUACUUGGAUGAAUUCAAGUUGAAGGAAUUGGUGAAAAAAUACUCUGAAUUUAUUAACUUCCCCAUAUACCUCUGGGCUAGCAAAGAAGUUGAUGAGGAGGUUCCUGCCGAUGAAGAUGAGUCUAGUGAUGAGGAGGAAGCAACCGACAAAUCUUCUGAAGAAAGUGAGGAAGAAGAUGAGAAAGAAGAGGAUGAGGAAAAGAAGCCAAAGACAAAGACAGUCAAGAAAACAACAUAUGAAUGGGAACUGUUGAACGAUAUGAAGGCUAUAUGGCUUCGGAGUCCAAAGGAGGUGACAGAGGAAGAAUAUAUUAAGUUCUAUCACUCUUUGGCCAAGGACUUUGGUGAUGAGAAGCCUAUGUCGUGGAGCCACUUUACCGCUGAAGGUGAUGUCGAGUUCAAGGCUGUGCUGUUUGUCCCGCCCAAGGCUCCUCACGAUUUGUAUGAAAGCUACUACAAUUCAAACAAAUCCAACUUAAAAUUAUACGUCAGGCGGGUCUUCAUCUCCGAUGAAUUCGAUGAGCUUCUCCCCAAGUAUUUGAACUUCUUGAGGGGUCUUGUUGAUUCCGACACAUUACCCCUGAAUGUUUCGAGAGAAAUGCUUCAACAGCACAACAGCUUGAAAACGAUCAAAAAGAAACUCAUCCGCAAGGCCCUUGAUAUGAUCCGGAAGCUUGCUGAAGAGGACCCUGAUGAAUCGAACACAGAUAAGAAAGACGUUGAAGAGUCUGACGAGAGCAACGAGAAGAAGGGCCAAUAUGCCAAAUUCUGGAACGAAUUCGGCAAAUCAAUUAAGCUUGGUAUCAUCGAGGAUGCAACCAACCGAAACCGUCUGGCAAAACUUCUUCGAUUUGAAACCUCUAAAUCCGAAGGUAAACUAACUUCAUUGGACAAAUACAUCUCGAGAAUGAAAUCCGGACAAAAGGAUAUCUUUUAUAUCACCGGCACGAGCAAGGAACAGUUGGAGAAGUCUCCAUUCCUCGAGAGGCUAACAAAGAAGGGUUACGAGGUUAUUUUCUUCACCGAUCCAGUAGACGAAUACUUGAUGCAAUAUCUGAUGGACUACGAAGACAAGAAGUUCCAAAAUGUAUCGAAAGAGGGGCUGAAGCUCGGAAAGGAUCCUAAAGACAAGGAACUCAAGGAGUCGUUCAAGGAGCUGACUAAAUGGUGGAAGGGCGCUCUCGCCAACGAGAAUGUCGACGAGGUGAAGAUCAGCAACCGUCUGGCCGACACCCCUUGUGUGGUUGUGACCUCAAAAUACGGUUGGAGCGCAAACAUGGAAAGAAUCAUGCAGUCCCAAACCCUAUCGGACGCCAACAAGCAGGCUUACAUGCGCGGGAAGAGGGUCCUCGAGAUCAACCCGCGACACCCCAUCAUCAAGGAGCUCCGCGAGAGAGUUGUCAAAGACCCCGAGGACGUGAGUGUGAAGCAAACAGCCCAACUAAUGUACCAAACAGCGCUUAUGGAGAGCGGGUUUAUGCUGAGCGAUCCCAAGGAUUUUGCGUCUCGGAUUUACAGCUCGGUUAAAAGCAGCCUCAAGAUUAGCCCUGAUGCGACAGUGGAGGAGGAAGAUGACACGGCAGAGGAACAACCCGAAAGUGAAGAGAGCGGGAAGGAAGCAGCAGAAGAGGCUACUGUUGAUGAGGAUCUUAAAGAUGAGUUGUAGGCUUUGGAGGUUGAGGUUUGUUUGCAUAUCCAUACUACCCUGCACUUACUUUCUAAUUUGCUUAGGAAAUGGAAUCUCAAUCCUUUCAAGUGCUGGUAAUGGUGGUGGUAAGAAGUCAGUUUUUGAACUAAUUUCCUCUUUAGAGAGCAACUACUUUGUUUGUUACAUAGAAAUUAUUACGGAAUUCAAAAUUUGAGGAAAUGGUUUAUCCAAGAUACCA
Messenger RNA from Andrographis paniculata, 2744 nucleotides. RefSeq names its product endoplasmin homolog. Gene Ontology annotation, biological process: protein folding. Lineage: Eukaryota; Viridiplantae; Streptophyta; Magnoliopsida; Lamiales; Acanthaceae. Gene Ontology annotation, molecular function: ATP hydrolysis activity; ATP binding; ATP-dependent protein folding chaperone. The transcript has 15 exons. Bases 83 to 2524 code for a protein of 813 amino acids. The record is from RefSeq and is a predicted model, not a curated record.